This is a messenger RNA of Acanthopagrus latus (yellowfin seabream), 3569 nucleotides long. It is a transcript of the gene kif11, whose product is annotated as kinesin family member 11. The transcript has 27 exons. Gene Ontology annotation, cellular component: nucleus; spindle microtubule. The record is from RefSeq and is a predicted model, not a curated record. Gene Ontology annotation, biological process: microtubule-based movement; mitotic spindle assembly. Gene Ontology annotation, molecular function: plus-end-directed microtubule motor activity; ATP binding; microtubule binding. The coding region runs from base 196 to 3387 and encodes 1063 amino acids. NCBI's taxonomy places the organism in Eukaryota, Metazoa, Chordata, Actinopteri, Spariformes, Sparidae.
AGGUUUUAGAGCGCCAGAGAAAGAGGGACUGUGUGGAAACUGACUGUUGUCGGAGGAGGAACAAGACCAUACACAUAUAUAACCUUUAAUUUAUAUUAGUGCUGGACACAAUAAGCGGAUAAUUCAUAGGAGAAGAAGAAGAAGAAGCGUACACCGUCAUCCGACCACCAGAGCAGAGGACAGCUCUCUGCCGCCAUGACUUCACACAACCUGAGCGGAGUGAAACGGGAGGAGAAGGGGAGAAACAUCCAGGUCGUUGUCAGAUGCAGGCCUUUCAACACGAUGGAGCGCAAGUCGUCCUACGGGGUCAUCGACUGCGACUCAAACAGGAAGGAGGUGAUGGUGAGGACGGGAGGAAUGAACGACAAAGCCUCACGAAAGACCUACACCUUCGACAUGGUUUUUGGUCCAGCUGCCAAACAGAUUGAAGUGUACAGGAACGUUGUGUGUCCCAUUCUGGAUGAAGUCAUUAUGGGAUACAACUGCACUGUUUUUGCCUACGGUCAGACCGGAACAGGAAAGACGUUCACCAUGGAGGGAGAGAGAAGUCCAAACGAGCAGUUCACCUGGGAGGAGGACCCUCUGGCAGGAAUCAUCCCCAGGACACUGCACCAGAUCUUUGAGAAGCUUUCUGAGAAUGGCACAGAGUUUUCAGUCAAAGUCUCCCUGCUUGAGAUCUACAACGAGGAGCUGUUCGACCUGCUGAGCCCCACCGAGGACGUCAACGAGCGGCUGCAGCUCUUCGACGACCCUCGCAACAAGCGAGGCGUGGUGGUGAAGGGCCUGGAGGAGGUGACGGUUCACAACAAAGAUGAAGUUUAUCAGAUCCUGGAGAGAGGAUCAGCCAAGAGGAGGACGGCCUCCACGCUCAUGAACGCCUACUCCAGUCGCUCCCACUCCGUCUUCUCGGUCACCAUCCACAUGAAGGAGAUCACUCUGGACGGAGAGGAGCUGGUGAAGAUCGGCAAACUCAAUCUGGUGGAUCUUGCUGGCAGUGAGAACAUCGGGCGUUCAGGUGCGGUGGACAAGCGAGCUCGCGAGGCGGGAAACAUUAACCAGUCUCUCCUGACGCUGGGCAGAGUCAUCACCGCUCUGGUGGAGAAACGGCCUCAUGUCCCGUACAGAGAGUCCAAGCUGACCAGAAUCCUGCAGGACUCACUGGGAGGUCGAACAAAAACCUCCAUCAUCGCCACCGUGUCUCCGUCCUCCAGCAACCUGGAGGAGACUCUGAGCACGCUGGAGUAUGCCAGCAGAGCCAAGAACAUCAUGAACAAACCUGAGGUCAACCAGAAACUCACCAAGAGGACGCUCAUCAAGGAAUACACCGAGGAGAUCGAGCGUCUGAAGCGUGACCUGGCCGCCACUCGAGACAAGAACGGAGUUUAUCUGUCUUCAGAAAACUACGAGAGUAUGAUGGGUCAGAUCACCUCUCAGGAGGAGCAAACAACAGAGUGGACUGAGAGGAUUGCAGCCAUGGAGGAGGAGCUCAGGAAGGUGAGCGAGCUGUUCGAGGACAGUAAAUCCAAACUGGAGCAGUGUGCCGUGGAGCUGGACGAGAAGCAGCAGAGGCUGGAGGAGACGAGUCAGGACCUGCAGCAGACCAAAGAGAAGCUGAGUGAGGAGGAGUUCAUCAGCUCGGAGCUCAGCUCGGUCCAGACGACCCUGUACAGCACCGCCGGACAGCUGCUGAGUACAGCCGACGCCAGCACCAGUGACGUGUCGGGUCUCCAUGACAAGCUGGACCGCAAGAAAAAGGUGGAGCAGCACAACAGUCAGAUCCAGCAGAGUUUUGCUCAGCGGAUGGACGGAGCGUUCAGCGACAUGCAGCGCCGCGUCCAGCAGCAAGGAGCCAAACACCACGACAUGCUGAGCAGCUACUCUCAGGCCGUGGACGGUUUGCUCGUGAUGAACGAGGCGGUGCUGAAGGGAGCUCUGACCUCCAUGGAGUCCUUGGUGGGGGGAGUCGGGCAGCUGGUGGCCGAGGGUGUCGCUCGCUGUUGGGACAAAGUGCAGCAGCAGGAGGCGCUGUGUCUGCAGGACAAGGAGAGCGUGCUGCAGCUGCUGGAAGAGCAUCGGCAGGACAUGGAGGAGGUCCUGGUGGGUCGGACUCUGAUGGGUCUGUCAGCAGCCAAGGAGCUGAACGACAGCCUGAGAGCCGCCGUGGACACGCAGCGAGCUCUGGCUGAUAAGGUGGAGGCGAUGAAGGAGGUGGGUGUGUUCUUCAGCGGCUUGGUUCAGGAGCUGGCUGGGCUGAGGGAGGCCGCCGUGACGGGGCUGAGCUCGCUGCAGGCUGAACAGGACGAGCUGGAGGACAAGAUCAGGCGGGCUCAGGAGAGACACCAGACGGGUAUGAAGCAGACCAUCCAGUGCCUGCAGGACCAGCUCAACCUGCUGUCCAUGGAGGCUGAGAAGGACUUCACUGAUCUGCGCUCUGCCUCCAGAUCUCUACAGAAACCUCUGCAGGUCCUGCAGGAGAACAUCAGCAGCGGCUGCGGUUCAGUGGAGCGUCAGGCCUCGGUCCAGGCUGACCUCCUCUCCUCCACCUCCUCCUCUCUGGCCUCCUCUCUGCGUCAGACGGCUGACGAGAGCCAACAGACGCUAGAGGAGAUGUCGGGCUGCUGCGCCCACCUCCACAGCUCUGUGUCUGGUCUGGUUGAACGUGACCUCCACUGGAGCUCCAGAGUCAGGGAGCAUGCAGAGAGUCAAGCCCAGGAAAACCUCUCAGUGAUGGGGACGAUUUCAACCGAAGUUCAGACUCUUCAUCAGAACGUCCAGACUCGCUGCACUGAACAGCUCCGAGCUGCCGAGCAGGAGCUGUCCGGUCGGCAGGAGGAGGUGAAGCGGUCUCUGACGGCCGUACAGGACCAGACCGCCGAGAACCGGACGGUCCUGGACCAACAUCAGGCUGAGCUCCAGGACCACAUGGAGACGUGCCAGCAGCUGGUCCACGGCUUCCUGCAGGAGGAGCUGCAGCAGGACGUUCCCACCGGUGCGACGCCUCAGCGGCGAGAGUUUGUGUAUCCGAGGAAGCUGAUGAAGUUGCAGAGCCGCAGCGAGCUGCUGGAGAGCCUGAGGAGGCAGCAGGAGGAGCUGCAGGCCGCCAUGGAGGAGGAGGAGCUGGACGAGGAGGAGGAAGAGGACAAACACAGCCAGGUCGACCACGACUCUCUGGAAGAGGAGCUGAGCACUUGUAACGAAAGCGUGGCCACAGAGCCGUCCUUCAUCGACGAGAACCUCGUCUUCAACGAGAGCAAACGCGUUCCAUUCUUCAAGAAGAAGAAGGGCGGUAAGAAGGAAACAAAGAUCCCCGCCAGGCCGAAAGCAUCAGAUACCGACACUGCGUCCACGCCUCAGAAGUCCAGACUCCCGCUCCGCUGUCAGAACUAAAACCGUUUCAAUCCUCUUUUUAAACUGUUGUUGUUUUUUAACUCUGUAAUAUUUCUAAUAAUCGUGUAUUCUAAGUGUGAGGAUGUUGUUUCAUGAGCUGUCAGUUGUUGUAGUAUCAGAACUGUCUUGAUAUUUUCAAGUUGCUUGUAAAAUUAAAGAGAUUUAUACUUGUUUUAUACUUA